AUUUUGAGCCAGAAGGGCUUACGGCGGGAUACCGCCUAACCUUCCAAAACCGACUACAGCAACAUUCAGAAUCAGUUCGUGAGUACGUAACGGCAUUGCAGGCCAUUGCUCAGAUGUGCAAUUUCGGUCAAGCCUAUGAAAUGUCUAUGAUUGGGCAAAUGAUUUUUGGAAUACGGCAUAAUGAUACAAGGAAAAAGAUCAUGGCGUCUGGCCUCACGUGGGCUCAGGUUAAGUCCAUCGCUCUGGACGAAGAUACUCAAAGGACCCAAAUGCGGUCUAUAGCUCAAGCACAUCUCCAAGCUCAGAGCCGCAAUGUGAAUGCCGUGAAUGCGCAGCAGGCGCAGAGGGCCCCUCAGCAGCCCAAGCCCCAACCUCAACCGGAGCCCCCCGCCCAAGAUACCCACGCCAACGGAGGGAAUGCCAAAACCUUCGGGCCAUGCAUGCGCUGUGGGAGACUCCACAACGUGAAUAAAUGCCGGGCCAUCCAUUGGACAUGCAAGAUCUGCCAUAAGAAGGGACACAUCGCCAAAGUCUGCCAAUCCAAGAAUUCCCAGGGAAAUAAGCCUCCUGAAGGUGUGAAGCAAGUGAUCGUCACAGGCAACAAUCCACCACCCCCAGCAGACUCUAGUGUGUUAAGUGUUAAUAUCCAGUUACCUAGCCCACAGCCAAAUGUUCUUGUUGUUAAUUCUAAUGCUGCGCAAUCUAGUCCUUCUCUCGUACGGAGAUUGACGGUAGCUACCAAACUGCCAGUUACCUGUGAAAAAGUAGCAGUGGAUACUGCUGCUGAUCCGGUCCUAUCUAUUGUGUUUAAGUAUGUGCACUUGGGUUGGCCACCUAAGGGCGCACUCAAAAACCAUCCUGUAGCUACCAAACUGCCAGUUACUUGUGAAAAAGUAGCAGUGGAUACUGCUGCUGAUCCAGUCUUAUCUAUUGUGUUUAAAGUAAUAAUCCCUACUUGUCUCCGUAAAGAUGUUUUGUUACAAAUACAUGCAGGUCAUCCUGGUAUUGUACGUUCAUUAAUGCUUGCUAGAAGUUAUUGUUGGUGGCCAAAAAUGGAUGAGGACAUUUCAAAUUUGGUGUCUAAUU
Messenger RNA from Frankliniella occidentalis (western flower thrips), 1086 nucleotides. RefSeq lists its product as uncharacterized. The transcript is spliced from 5 exons. The annotation marks the transcript as partial. The record is from RefSeq and is a predicted model, not a curated record. Lineage: Eukaryota; Metazoa; Arthropoda; Insecta; Thysanoptera; Thripidae.